GUUCCUCCUGUCCAAGACUUCAACUCAUUCUCUCAAUCAUCCAUAUGCGUGGCUCUAAACUUCUCACUUUCCGACUCUCUUCUCUCCCUCUCCCUCUCUCCACCGGCAAAGCCAUUCGACUCCGCCGAGCUCCCGCACGCAAUCUUCAACAACAAUAUGUCAGCAAUAAUACUGAAUGAAACUUUGGUCUGUUACACGCACACAAGCUCCAAGUCUAGAGGCAUCUUCAACGGUGACAAUCCGUUCGAUUUCGCGACACCGGCUAUUCUGAUUCAGCUCUCUCUCUGUUCUUCACUCACUGCCAUCUUGCAUUUUUUUCUUUCCCCGCUCGGUCAAACCACCUUCAAUUCGCAGUUGAUUGCGGGUAUGGUACUGGGGCCAUCAAUUAUGGGAAAAAACAAAAAAUUCAGAGAGUUGAUCUUCCCUGUCCAAAGCUUGUAUGUGAGCGAAACAUUCGCGUGCUUCGGUCUGAUGCUCUUCCUGUUCCUUGUUGGAGUGAAAACAGAUCUAUUCAUCAUACUGAAAGCAGGAAGAAGAGCAGUAUUUAUAGGCAUAUGUACCUUCUUCUUGCCCUUGAUGUUCGACUUGUUUCUCGCUAGGAUACUAAUGCAUCAACUCAACAUGGACAAGAUUUUGCAUAACUCGCUUAUCUUUGUUGCAUCAAUGCAGUCCUUGACUUCUUUCCAUGUCGUCGUCUGCCUCCUUGCGGAUCUAGAGCUACUCAAUUCAGAGCUUGGCAGGCUAGCCGUGUCUUCGUCAACCAUCAGUGGCUUGUGCAGUUGGCUUUUGGCAUCAACCAUCUUUGCCGAGAGGCAAAGCGAGCAAGGAAGGCCCGAUACAUGGCUGUUAGUGACGUAUGCUUUUGCAUUUUUGCUGUUUGUCAUCAUAUGCAUCUUCAGACCUAUAAUGCUCUGGAUGGUUCGAAGAACAGAACACGAAAAAGCAGUCAACCAGAGCUAUAUAUUUGCUAUCUUUCUUAUGGUAUUGGGAUGCUCCUUCUUUGGUGAACUUACCGGGCAGCAUUAUUUGUAUGGACCGAUGAUUUUGGGAAUUGCAGUACCGGAUGGACCACCCAUAGGUUCCGCCCUUGUUAACAAGCUAGAUACAUAUGUUUCGUCAAUUCUCCUCCCAAUCUACUUUGUUGUCACCGGUGUCGACGUUGAGAUCUCUUCUAUACAUCUCAAGAACUUCGGAAUCAUUGAGCUACUGGCUUUUUUCGGAUUCAUGGGGAAAUUAGUGGGAACCAUGCUGCCUUGCCUCUAUUGUAAAAUGCCUGUUGGCGAUGCGCUGGCUCUAGGGCUUGUCUUGAGUGUCCAAGGCAUCACUGAUGUUCUACUUCUGUCGCGAGCAAUGGAGCUUAAUCUCAUCGACAAAGAAUCUUAUAGUAUCAUGGUGAUAUCAAUACUUCUAUUCAGCGGAGCCAUUUCACCGAUUGUGAAAUUUCUCUACAAGCCAUCAAGGAGAUACAUGUCCUACAGGAGGAGGACCAUUGAACACGUCAAACCUAAUUCUGAGCUCCGGAUGCUCGCAUGCAUUUACACUCAAGAUCAUGCUCCAUCCAUCAUUAAUCUCCUCGCAGCCUCAAAUCCAACAUCCAAAAACCCCAUUUGUGUCUACGUUGUUCACCUAGUCGAGCUAGAAUCCAGAGCUGCACCACUCCUCGUGGCUCAUCACCCCGGAAGGAGGAUUCAUAUUCACCUGCAUGAUUCUGAGCACAUAGUAAAUGCUUUCAGGUUAUACGAGCAGCACGACAAUGGCAUGGUAAGGGUGAACCCUUACACAGCCAUCUCGCCUUAUGCAUCAAUGCACGACGAUGUCUGCACACUUGCCCUAGAUAAGGGGGUUUCCAUAGUGAUUGUGCCAUUUCACAUGUUUUUCAGCCUCGACGAAAGCGAAGAGUCAUCUCCUGCCAUCAGAGCUGUGAACCGUAUCAUCCUCAAAAUGGCUCCUUGCUCUGUGGGGAUCUAUGUUGAUAGAGGCACAUUACCCAGUGCCACUCAUAUGUUGAUGACAAGCACAACUUCAUAUCGCAUUGGGAUGAUUUUCUUCGGAGGGCAAGAUGACAGAGAGGCAUUAGCAUUCGCUAUUCGCAUGUCCAAAUGCCCCAAUGCAAGUCUCACCGUGGUUCACUUCGUUGAGACUGGCAAGAAAAACAAGACUAGUACAGACUCAGAGCUAGACCUGGAAAUGAUCAACGAGUUUCAGAUGGCUGCCAUGAAAAGUAACUGCGACGUUUACAAGGAGGAAGUGGUGAGGGAUGGUGUUGGAAUGGUUAGCGUGAUCCGAGAGGUAGAGAACUCAUUCGAGCUAAUCUUGGUGGGAAGGCGCCACCCUGCUAUUUCACUAUUGUAUAUGGGACUCGAAGAAUGGAAUGAGUUUCCCGAGCUAGGGUUUAUGGGGGACAUGCUGGUGGCAUCGGAUUCGAGCUGUAUGGUAUCAGUGUUGGUGGUGCAGCAACAAGAUCUUAUUGGCUCAGACAUGCUGGGUAGCCCUAAGUGUCUUGUGCAAGAUUCAUCUGCAGUUGUGGAUGUAUGCCCAGGGACAGUGUUAAAGUGUGGCUAACUCUAAUACAUAGGCAUUUAGUGUAAAAACAUAGCCUUAUCUUCCUUUGCAGAUUUCUGAUUUAGGCAGAGAAAUUGUUGUAAGAAUAUUUUAACUUCUUACCAGACCUAGGCAUAAAAUGUAAUAACAAAAAAAUUAAGGGCGGAUGCCCCACUGAGCCAACGGUAGAUCCGUCGUCCCUGUGCGUUCGGCUGCAUGGAAUUGGAGCCUUGAAAUU
Messenger RNA from Cornus florida, 2779 nucleotides. Its product is annotated as cation/H(+) antiporter 15-like. The coding region runs from base 157 to 2562 and encodes 801 amino acids. Gene Ontology annotation, cellular component: membrane; endomembrane system. Gene Ontology annotation, biological process: proton transmembrane transport; regulation of pH. The transcript has 3 exons. Gene Ontology annotation, molecular function: antiporter activity. Lineage: Eukaryota; Viridiplantae; Streptophyta; Magnoliopsida; Cornales; Cornaceae. The record is from RefSeq and is a predicted model, not a curated record.